ACCUUACACACUACACACACAUAUAUUCAUACACACACACUGACGCACUAGCUGCAGGAAUAUGGCCUCUGCAGUCACAGGCAGUGGGCUCCCCUCUGGAGGGAGGAUUUUCACCACCUUUCCUGACAUCCUUUUCAUCCCAGAAUUUGUUUUCGGGGGCUUGGUGUGGACCCUGGUGGCCUCGACCCGUGUGUUUCUUGAUAAUCCUCAGGGCUGGGUGAUGUUCGUCGCCAUCUUCUGCUUCAUCAUGACCACGCUCUGGUUUUGCAUCUUCCUCUGUGGAGCCAAUCAGAGCGGUGUCUGGCCCGGCCUGGAUGUGAUGUAUCACUUCAUCGCAGUGCUUUUCUAUUUAAGUGCAUCAGUCGCUCUGGCCUACGUCACCAUUAUCUUAAAAUCAGGCCCAGACUCUCCCCUGUUUAAAAUGUACCAGGAGGACAUUGCUGCUGUGGUGUUUGCUUACAUUACAACGCUGCUCUACUUCCUCCACACCAUCUUCUCUGGUCUUCGGUGGAAAUCCCUUUAAAGACGCCCAAAUACAAGAGACACGAUCAAGCAAGACAUGGCAACCCUCUUCACCUCAAACCUCAACCCCAAAUCACAGUCUAGCGUUGAAUUCAACCUGAAAAACUUCAAUCUGGCAUCCCAUCUACAUUGUUAUGGAGGUCGUGAGACGGAACAGUACAACAAUACCAAAAAUAUAUAGAAUAUAAGAAAAAACACACAAAUCAGAGGGUGGAGAUGGUUUUAUUUACACAUUGUUUUAUUUAGCGAUAUGUUAACGUUGUUUUAAUGAUAUAGAUUUUGGAACAUAUCAGUGCAGCACUGCUGCUCCCUCAGACCUUCAGUAUCUGUUCACAUUCAUGCUAUGAAUUUUCAUCCGAGUCUGUUUUAUUUGGAAUAAACUACUUUAGUUUCCUCAGUAGUUCUUCCUUUAGUCUGAUGUGAGAUCUGUAAAUACAGCUUAAGUGUUUAGAUUAGAUUCGAGGCCUUAGACUAGAUCCGUGUCUGAUUUAUACCUGACUGCUGUUUGUACUGUGUGUCUGAACUAAA
Messenger RNA from Trichomycterus rosablanca, 1050 nucleotides. Its product is annotated as myelin and lymphocyte protein-like. The coding region runs from base 62 to 523 and encodes 153 amino acids. Gene Ontology annotation, molecular function: structural constituent of myelin sheath. Gene Ontology annotation, cellular component: membrane. Gene Ontology annotation, biological process: myelination. The record is from RefSeq and is a predicted model, not a curated record. Lineage: Eukaryota; Metazoa; Chordata; Actinopteri; Siluriformes; Trichomycteridae. The transcript has 4 exons.